Molecule: messenger RNA, 1062 nt
Organism: Zootoca vivipara (common lizard)
Lineage: Eukaryota; Metazoa; Chordata; Lepidosauria; Squamata; Lacertidae
Product: protein tipD-like
Molecular function (GO): protein binding
Source: RefSeq, a predicted model, not a curated record
AUGCAGCCUACACGGCGGGGCCGCUUGUCCGUGGCAGGACCGAGCGCUCCUGCCCCCAACAUCAACCCUCAAGAGACCGUCACAAGCAGCCCCUCCAUCUCCGGGGAUCUCCGGCUGCUCCAUACGAUAGAUUGUGGAGACCAGCUUCUUUGCUGCCAGUUCAAUAAUGAAGGGACACGGGUUGCGGCAGGACUACGCACUGGUGCCAUUAAGGUUUUCUCUGUCAACGAUGGGUCACUUCAUCAAGUUCUUGCUGACAGCGAGACUGCAGCCCUUGGGUUACCUGUCACCUCCCUGCACUUUAUGCCUCGUGGGCCUGCUCACAACGGGGAUGUCUUGCUUGCCACCUAUUCCGGGGGGAAAGUGAAACUGUGGCAUGUUCCCUCCCGCACCUGUGUGAGAACCAUACUGGAGGACCGCCAGACAAUGAUUGCCUCUUUCAACCCUUCUGGCUCCAAGUUCGUCACAGGUGGAGUAGGACCCGGGAUUUACAUGUAUGAUGCUCAGACCUGGGCGAAAAUCCAGACUUUUAGCCCAAGCUAUUCCCCCAAUGUGAUGGAUGGGCACAUGUCACGGGUCUAUGCCCUGACCUUCUUCCCAGAAAAUGAUGAACGAUUUAUCUCUGGAGGAUGGGAUGACACAGUGCAGUUCUGGAGCACGCAGUCAACAAAUUCCUUACGGCGCCUCUCUGGGCCUCACAUCUGUGGUGACGCCGUCUCGAUAGACAAAACCGGGACACAUAUCCUGACAGGCUCCUGGAGGAGGAACAACACCUUGCAGAUCUGGGAAGCUGAAACUGGCUCCAAGAUCAUGGACAUCCCAGAAGACUUCAGGGGCAACUCACAGAUUUAUACCUGCCACUUCCUCGGUGUUGACCAUAUCGUAGCUGGUGGGAGCCGGAAUAACUUAUGUCGGCUCAUUGACAGGAGAAUCCUCAUGAGCACGGGGGUCCUGAAUGACCUGCCUGGAGGUGUCUACAGUACCCAUGUCAGCCCCCGUGGGGUCCUAGCUGCUACUUCCAACAAUAAUUUGUACCUCGCACAGACUCCAGUGAGACCUUGA